AUGAAAGAUAACUCAGCCCUUGAACAUCAUCCUCCAAAUAGAGAUGAAUUAAGACGUCGCAAAGGUUUCAAAAAAGGAUUACAAUUGUCAGUUUUACUACUCGGGGAAAAGGGCAGCGGUAAAUCAACAUUUUUAAAUAAUCUAUGUGGCCAGGAUAUAUCACUCUCUGACAAAGAAGAUAAUGAAGGAGCAAAGAAUAUGACGAUAGAAAAUGAAAAUACUGCUGAAGAUUUGGAUUCUGAAUAUAAGACAGCCCAUUUGAGCCCCGGACUAAAACACGUUACCAGGAGAGUUUAUUUGAACGAUGAACUAGGAGUACCUGUUACAUUAGACAUUAUAUCAUUUCCAGGUUGCGGUGACAAUGUCGAUAAUUCUCAAAGUUCCGCUGUAAUAAAAAACUACUUAGAUCAGCAGUUUGAAAAUGUUUUGAAAGAAGAGGUUAGAAUUAAGAGAAACACGAAAGAUACUGAUGGCAGACCUCAUGUUUGUUUAUAUUUCCUCAAAAGCACUCCAAGAGGGGUUAAGAAAUUCGAUAUUGAGCUAAUGAAAACGAUCUGUGAUAAAGUUAAUAUAAUUCCUAUUAUUCCAAAAGCUGAUGGUCUUACAGAAGCUGAGCUAAAUUUACACAAAGAAGUCGUGCGUAAGGAAAUCUUAGACAAUGAUAUACAUGUUUUUGAUUUCAAAAACGAUAUCUUAGGGGAAACACUGGCUCUCUAUGAUAUGGAUAUAGACUUUAGUUCAGCAAAAUCCAGAUACUGUCAUGACACAAAAGUUAAGGACAUAUUGCCAUUUGCUAUUGUUUGUAGUAAUAAUUUCCGCACAAAUGCGGAAAAUGGAAUUGUGCAUAUAAGGGAAUAUGAAUGGGGCAGUUUAGUUGUCGAGGACCAAAAUACCUCGGAUUUUAUAUACUUGAAGGCAAUAUUGUUGGGGUCACACCUUCAAGAAUUAAAAGAUGUGACAAACAAUGUGUUGUACGAAAACUAUAGAGCAAAAGUGUUAACUGAAAAAAGAACUAACUAUGAUAUUCCUAAUUUUAGCUACGUUGACGAAGGUUCCAGAGAAAGCAUCAGCAACGUUUCCACUAGAAGAAAUAGCUCAAGUCGAACACUUGGAAAUUUAGAUUCAAAUGAUGAGAAUGCCUGCCAAAUAUACAAAGAAAUAGAUGAAAAAAACAGAAUUAUUGAAGAUUAUCAGAGAAAAAUUGAUUCAUUGGAGAAAAUGCUGGCAAGUCCCAAUAAAAAUAGUGUCUAA
Messenger RNA from Saccharomyces mikatae IFO 1815, 1251 nucleotides. It is a transcript of the gene SPR28, whose product is annotated as septin SPR28. NCBI's taxonomy places the organism in Eukaryota, Fungi, Ascomycota, Saccharomycetes, Saccharomycetales, Saccharomycetaceae. Gene Ontology annotation, biological process: cytoskeleton-dependent cytokinesis; cellular bud neck septin ring organization; protein localization to bud neck. The coding region runs from base 1 to 1251 and encodes 416 amino acids. The record is from RefSeq and is a predicted model, not a curated record. Gene Ontology annotation, molecular function: GTP binding; GTPase activity; molecular adaptor activity. The transcript has a single exon. Gene Ontology annotation, cellular component: cell division site; septin complex; cytosol.